This is a messenger RNA of Andrographis paniculata, 2178 nucleotides long. RefSeq names its product remorin-like. The transcript is spliced from 5 exons. The record is from RefSeq and is a predicted model, not a curated record. Bases 131 to 715 code for a protein of 194 amino acids. NCBI's taxonomy places the organism in Eukaryota, Viridiplantae, Streptophyta, Magnoliopsida, Lamiales, Acanthaceae.
CGUACCUUCUUUCAACCGAACUUAUUAAUAGUUUCUCUCUCUCUCUCCUUCUCAUUCUCUGCUUCGGAUUCUCGUCUUCCUUUUUGCGCAGAAGCUAAAUUAAGCGAAGAUAGCUAAGUUUUCUGAAGUGAUGGCGGAGGAGGCAGCAGCGAAGACGGUUGAGCCAGAGGCGUGCGCUGAGACUCCACCGGCGGCGGAGACGGUUGAAGCUCCGAAGGAUGUGACGGAGGAGAAAACUGUAAUACCAGCACCUCCGGCCGAAGAGAAACACGAUGACAGCAAAGCUCUUGCCGUUGUUGAAAAACCGGAAGCAAUUGAAGAGAAGAAACCAGUAGGCUCCAUAGACAGAGAUGCUGUGCUUGCGCGCGUAGCGACAGAGAAGAGGCUGUCCUUAGUGAAGGCAUGGGAAGAAAGUGAGAAAUGCAAAGCUGAAAAUAAAGCUCAGAAGAAAGUAUCUGCUAUUGGAGCCUGGGAGAACAGCAAGAAGGCGACUCUGGAAGCUGAGCUUAAGAAAAUCGAGGAACAAUUGGAAAAGAAGAAAGCCGAGUACAUAGAGAAAAUGAAAAACAAGGUUGCCCUUGUCCACAAGUCUGCAGAAGAAAAACGAGCACAGAUUGAGGCCAAGCGCGGCGAAGAUCUCCUCAAAGCUGAGGAGAUGGCUGCAAAAUAUCGUGCCACUGGAACAGCUCCAAAGAAGCUUCUAGGCCUAUUUUAAACUCGUUGAUCUCUGCAAUCUUAUGCCGUCUGGUUUGAAGCUGAAGCUGAUGCUGCAUUUUUUUUUUUCACAUGAUUGUUUGAUAUGCUUUCGAAUUUGUGUUGCGUGGUGAUUUAUUGUAGAAUUAAUAUUUGUUUUCUCAUUAGUUUGUGUGUGCAUAGUGUGAUGAUAUUUCUUUAUUUGUAGGUCUUCACAGUGUCUGUAAAGAGUUUUUAACUUCUGAAUUUGUGACAAAAAAAUACAUUAGCUUGUAAGCUUAUUUGUGCCAUUCAAUUAUUGAAUUUUUUUCAGUACAACUAUGAAAGUAGAUGAAAUUGUCUGCAUUGCUUCGGCUCCUGUCGAAUUUACAUUUGAAUGUGAUUAGGGAUAUCAGCAGUGGGAGGAGGACCUUGUAGGAAUUCAAUAUCAUUGCCAGGUGCAGGAAAAUCGAGCAACAGCAUCAGCAUUGCAUCUGUGGAAUCAUUGAAUUCGUAUGAGCUUGAGUUGUCUGAAAAAUCUAUCAUGAUGUUUUCUUCUUCCUUCUUGCAGGUUGUGACGAGUUCGAUUUUCGGAUGAUCCCUUUCAGGAGAGGCACCGGAUUGAGAUACACCUGGCUCAACACCAAAUGGUGGGCUGAGAAGCAAUGUGACACUGGACAGGGACUCGUCGUUCUGAGACAUAGGAGAAGAAGGGGACUGAUCGGGGAUGAUUCGCUUCCUCAAAUGUGAGUUCCAGUAGUUCUUGAUAUCGUUGUCGGUUCUCCCAGGCAGACAUGAAGCUAUUGCAGACCACCUGGUAAAUUUGGCAAAUAUAUAUCAUUGAUGAUCAUAUUCAUUCAUAUAUUAUCCAUUCAUUAAUCGAAUACUAAGAAAGCAGUUGUUUACUUGUUACCAAGAGUGGUGUGCAGGUGAAUGAUCUCUUUCUCCUCGUCUGGGGUGAAGGGUCCUCGUUUGAUCCCCGGCCGUAGGUAGUUAGUCCAGCGAAGCCGACAGCUUUUGCCACACCGUAGAAGACCUGCAAUUCUCCAAUAAAGAAAAAGGGCCCUGCCCUCUAAGGUACGUUUAUUUUCUUGGAUGCAUAUGUAUAUGUAUAUUGCAUGACCAAAUUAACUUGUCAAUUCAUGACUUGAAUCAAAUCAGAUAUGGUGUUUUAGAUUCAUUUAGAAAUUAAUCUAGGAUAGUAUAUCCUGUGUAGAUUAUUAUUACUCUGUGUUCAUGUUAGACAUAUACAAAAACAAGGAAUUGAGGUGACCUGCCUGCAAGUUUAGGGAGAUUUCUCCAAUUGGGAUGGCCAUUUUGAGUGAUGAAAUCGACUAGAAUUCUAUCCUCUUGAGCAGUCCAUGCCCCUUUCUUCAACCCCUCUUUUUCACAACAUGGUUUUUUCUUCUUCUUCAUCUUCAUCUUCAUCUUUGACUUUCUUUUCUUCUCAUCUUCAUUUUUAACUCUUCUUUUCCCCAUGUGUUUGUUUGAAGCAAAGCCCUCAAC